UUGAUUUUGAUUCGGCUGGUCCAAGUAGGUGGUUGUGUUGUGCUAAAACCCAAAACUUCUCUCGGCAAUUUCAUUUCCAUAGAAAAGGUUUCCGAAAUUUGAUAGAAGCAAAACACAAGAUAUCUUUUUCUCUCCAGAAGAAUGAAUCCUUGAGAAUUGUUUGGCAUUUCUUUAGGGUUUUGGGAGAUUUGGUUAAAUUUUUGGAUUACUAUUCGUUUCAAGUUGUCAAUGGAGGCCUCUAGUUCUCAAUCUCGGUCGUUCGGUCAAACAGAGAUUAAUUGGGACAAGCUUGAUAAAACUAAGUUUUAUGUCGUAGGAGCUGGACUAUUUACUGGGGUUACAGUAGCACUGUACCCUGUUUCCGUUGUAAAGACGAGACUGCAAGUUGCUUCAAGUGAUGUUGCUGAGAGGAAUGUAUCUUCUGUGAUUAGAGGCUUAUUGAAAACAGAUGGGAUUGCUGGUUUAUACAGGGGUUUUGGCACCGUGAUCACCGGUGCAAUUCCUGCCAGGAUUAUAUUCCUUACUGCUCUAGAGACCACCAAAGUGGCUGCUUUCAAGAUGGUUGAACCGUUUAAACUAUCAGAACCUACACAGGCAGCCAUAGCAAAUGGAAUUGCUGGCAUGACAGCUUCACUUUUUUCUCAAGCUGUUUUUGUUCCAAUUGAUGUGAUUAGCCAAAGGUUGAUGGUGCAAGGUUACUCAGGCCAUACGAGCUACAAUGGGGGUCUGGAUGUUGCUCGUAAGGUUUUGAAGUCGGACGGUAUUAGAGGACUAUAUAGAGGGUUUGGUCUAUCUGUUAUGACUUAUUCCCCAUCUAGUGCCGUAUGGUGGGCAAGUUAUGGUGCAAGCCAACGUUUCAUCUGGAAGCACUUAGGUCAUGGUACUGAGCAUGAGGUGUAUGCUCCUAGCCAGGGAACAAUAGUGUUCGUACAAGCUGCAGGAGGGAUAUUUGCAGGUGCUACAGCAUCCUGCAUCACAACCCCAUUGGACACCAUAAAGACCCGCUUGCAGGUGAUGGGACAUGGAAAGAACACCACAAGACAAGUUGUUAAAGGCUUGAUAAAGGAUGAUGGUUGGAAAGGUUUAUAUAGAGGAUUGGGUCCAAGGUUUUUUAGCAUGUCAGCAUGGGGAACGUCAAUGAUACUAGUCUAUGAAUAUCUGAAGCGCUUGUGUUCAAAAGACGAAUAGAUUCAUCCAGCAAUGCCCUGCAACCUUUGCUUCUUGCUCUUGAAUGGCAGAAUCUUCAGUUUACAGCUGACACGAACUGAAUGUAUUAUUGAAGAUAGCAACAUUCAGAGGAAUGCUUACCGUGCACUCCAAUUACAGAAACAGAGUCGCUGACAUUGUAGCCUUUGUUAUUUGAUUGUGACUGGGGAGCCGACCUCAAGGCUAUUAAAACUGAAUCACUUAUCAAUUUGUUGAAAGGCACAUAUGGUCCACCUUUCAAUUCUUUUCAGAUUCUUAUUAUGUUCUUUUACUCGGGGUACAGUUGAAUCAAAUUUGAUGCCGGAAGCAAGUGUAUUUUUUUGAAACAGAGUGUAAUUUUUGAGUUAGAGAAUGUUCUGUUUAUGGGAUCAUGUUACAUUGUUCCGUAGUAUUCUCUUUUCACCUUUGAUAUGUUUUUAUAAUUUAAAGCACCUGACUAUCAAUAAGAUUGAUAUACAAUGGAAAAUUUUAUA
Messenger RNA from Cornus florida, 1679 nucleotides. RefSeq lists its product as uncharacterized. NCBI's taxonomy places the organism in Eukaryota, Viridiplantae, Streptophyta, Magnoliopsida, Cornales, Cornaceae. The record is from RefSeq and is a predicted model, not a curated record. The coding region runs from base 229 to 1188 and encodes 319 amino acids. The transcript is spliced from 6 exons. Gene Ontology annotation, biological process: transmembrane transport.